AUGCGGCUCCAUGUGCUGCUUCUCUUCCUGCUGGAGUUCAUGCUGGAGUUCACAGGUAGCGCAAGCGGUUUGAAAAUCUCACCCCCUCGGUUCACUGCUGUUACUACAAGCGGACGAACACAUACAUCAUGCACGCCGCUGAAGGCAACAGCGGGCCGUGGUGGUAGCAAGGUUCCGCGAAAAGAGCGUACCAGCGCUCCUGACGGGAGCAAGGACACCAGGGAGGCUUGGAGGUGGGGCGGCUUCGUCCGUCCCAAGGUGUAUCCUGCUUCCAAGCAGAACAAGAACAAGUCAUCAAGCAGCGACGCCGGGAACAAGAACGGCAACGGCGAUAUUGGCACCGCCGGCAGCGACACGGGCACCGCCAUGGCCAUCGUGUCGCAGACCACCGAGGUAGUGGUGGCCACGAUCGCCAGCACUGGCGCGGCGAACGCCCUCCUCACGCCGCUGCACAGGUGGUCCUCCUCGAGGAAGCGCGUCGCGGAGGCGGUGGAAGCGGCAGCGGCGGCACAGAGACGCAGGCAGCAACAGCAGCGGACACUCUUCGAGCAACAACAGCAAGAGGACGGCACCACAACAACUAACCCCUGGGUAGCACACCUCAGGGUCGUUCUGCCGCAACCCGUCAAGAAGACCUACAGCACCGUCGCCGCUGUGCCCGGGCAGCUCGCCAAGAGCGGCGAGCAGGCAGCGGCAAGCCUGUCGGCGGCGAAGGAAAACCUAGCGGCGGUGGCGGAGGCGGUAGCGGCGGCCCCGGAACGCGCGCGCGGCGCGACAAUGCAGGCCCUAGAGACGGCCAGAACGGCCCGGGAGGCGAUCACGGAGGUGCCCGGCCGCGUGGAGGAGUUGGUGAAGGCGACGCAGGAGCUGCCGGGGCGGUUGCGGCAGGCGGUCGGGGAGGGCGCCGAGGCGGCGGCGGCGCUGGAGGAGGCCGGUAGGAAGGCCGCGGAGGCCGCGGAAACGUUGCCGAGCAGGCUGCCUAGUUUGAUUGAAACCACGACGGACGACGCACUAGUGCUAGCGGGCGAUUUGGCCGAGGGAACCGCCUUGGGGCUGGACGCCGCGGGCACGGCGCUGUGGGAGGUGACGAAAGAGCUGGGCGGCUGGGCGGCGGACUUCGUCCUACGGCCGGUCCUAACCCCCGUCCACGAGUACCACAUGUCCGCCAGGCGCGUGCAGGACGCGCUUGACGACGAGCGGGUUGUUGCUCUGAAUGCGGCCGGAAAAAGUCGUUCUCUCUCUUCCGCGGAAGAAGCCAACGUUGGCGUCCCGGAAGCAGCCACGAAUUCGAUUUUACUGCCGCCGCCGGCGAAAGCAUCAGAUACGGCACCCCCGCCCUCUCUGGGAGGGGUGGGCAGCGCCUCUGGGGGGCAGAGCACAGUGUCUGACAGCAGCAGCAGCAGCGACCGCCGCACGCCCGUGUCGAGGCUGGCCGGACUCAGGCGGAGGUUUUCCUCGUGGCGCUGCAGGAAGAGGUCGAUAGUCGCGGUAGCGGUAGCGGACGACGAGGAUGAUGAUGACACGGUCGGCAGCAGCCAAAGCAGCAACGCGACGACUGGAACAAGGGAAGUGGUGCAUGAUCCAACUCCCACGGUUUCGGAGACGGUGGUUGUGCCGGUAGAAUCACGGGGCCGGACGGCGCCGGUUGCGGGCUUGGAAAUUGCGGCGGGGCGAUCGGAUGCGGCGGCGGCGGCGAAGAAGAGUGGAGAGGAAGCCGUGGUGACGUCGAUGGCACCGGUGCGAACGGCGACGCCCCCCACUGACACCGGCGGCGGCGGCGGGGGCGGGCAGCAGCACCCCGCCCUGCAGGAGAGCUCAACGAAGUCGUCGGUCGGUGGAGCUACUGCUGCUGUGGUGCCAUCCAAAGAGGCCGCGCCUCUUUCCGAACCUGGCGCCACCGCUUCAGCACCAGCGUUGGGGGACGAAAAGCUUACUCGCCCUCUAUUGGCUGAGGACGACGGGCUGGUAUCCUUGGAGCCACGCCCCGUCGCUGCCGUCGGUCCCCUCGAGCAGGAGGAGGAGGAGCAGGAGGGUGGUGCUGAUAGGGGUGGUGCUUGUAGGGGGAAUUCCACUGCGAUCGCUUCGGGGACACUUGGUCUGAAGCCCGAUGGGAGUGCAACGCUCGCGGCGGCGGCGACGACGGUGGCGGCCGUGUUGGCAGAAGAUGGUUUGUCACAAGCAGGGAAUGUUGCGGGUGCCUCUGCUGGGCGGGCGCGGGGGGGAUCCAAACAAGAGGGCGACGACAACGGUUCCGGCCAUAAGGCCGGUGAACAAGACCCUCCGGCAAUCGAAGGAACAGCGACCCCGUCAGGGUUGUCUCGAAUCUCCGCCUCUACCGCUGUGGUUGCUCCUCCCCCUCCUCCCUCUGUAGGCACGGGAGCGGCAGCGACGGCGACGAAGUUGGCGGCUACGUCUUCUACCGCCGCCUCACCAGCAGCAGACCUCGCAGGCGACGCCGCCGCCGCCGAGGCGUUGGCUGCCGAAGAAGUCACCGCCACUUUCGAAGUAGACGUUGACGCUGCGCCCUCCGCACCCCCCACCACUGCCGGACCCACACCACUCUCGAGGGUGCGGUCGACUCACGGAGAACCAGGCUCAGACUUGCCCAACACUGCUCCCCCGCUAGCGGUAAGCGGAGCGGCCCAAGAAGACGGAGAGGGCCGGGGCAGCAGCGUCGCGAAGCAAAACGAUAAGCCGAGAGCUGAUGCAGCAACCGACGGAAAGAGUCGGGAAAAGGCGCCGUCGGCGGAACCGACAGCUUCGGCCUUGAAGACUAGCCCUGAACAAGUACCACCGUCCGAAGGCGAUACUAACCCUGCGGCGGCGGCGGAGGCGGCGGCGGGGGGGGGAGCUGGAGAAGCCAGCCAGGCCGCUGACCGGGAGGGUUCGAGCGGUAGCAGCGGCGCGUGGGGUGUGCAACCCGCGGUGGAGUUCCUCAAGGACUGGGUGGAAGCCGCGGUCCCGCGGAAGAAGGAGGAGCUGAAACGUAGAGAGGAUGCCGUCUGCUGGGAGCGACAAUGGUAUCCUGUGGCCGUCGUGUCCGACCUCCGGCAGCUGCUGCUGCGGCGGCUGCGGCGGCGGCGAUGGCGCGGUGGCGACGGAAGGAGUGUCCGUUUCGAGAUGCUAGGCCGAGAGUACGAGCUCCUACCGCCUGAGGGGGGCGCCGACAAGCCCACAAGCCUCGAAACCAGGGCGUGGAGAUGCCGGUCGGUGGUCGCCCUUGGUGGCGGCCCUGACGAAGAGAAGCCGUCGAGGAGCUCGACUGUGGCAGCGGCGGAGGAGGUGCCCGUGAGAGAGUCCUCUGGGUUGCUGUGGGCCUGGCCAGACAUAUCACCCGAAGGCCUCGAAGCGGCGGCUCUGGCGAGCCCCUCGUGCUCUGCUGCCGGUUUGGACGACGACUACUGUGGCGGCGGCGAUGAGACGGCGAGUCCGUGGCGGCGAGUGCUGCUGCGGCGCCACACCGCAGUCGAGGGCGGCUACGGCGACGGUCCUGCGCGUGAAGAAAAGCGGGGCGGCAGCGGCAGCCGGUGGCGGCGGCGGCGGCGGCGGCGGCGGCGGCGACGGCUGGAGGUUGUCGUUGUCGAGCACGACGUCCCUUGCGGGUACUCGGAAGCAGUCGGUGGGCUCCUUGAUCCCGCCCACGGGGAGGCGGUGAUGGGGGCGGCAGCCGGGGGGGGCGAGGGUCGGGAGGAGGCGGCGGCUUGGGGGGAGGUGGUGUUCGCACCUCCGACGGUCGUGGGGUGGCGCUUCGAGCCCACACCCCCGCCCCCUACAGCAGCGGCAGAAGCAGCGGGGCGAAGCGAAGAGACUUCAAUCCCGGCAUCUGCGGAUCGAGACCAGCCCUCUUCUCCACCAGUCCCCGAUGGCGAAUCGCCGGUGGUGAUGAAGGAGAAGGAGGCGGUGUCGAACACAUCACCAGGACUUCGUUGGUUGCGUAGACGGCUCUCGGGCGGGCUAGGAGCGGAGGAGAGACGACCGGGGGUGGGGGUGGGGGGGGGGUCCGUGCGCUACGUGGCUGUGCUGUUGCCCGUUGGCCCCGAGCACACGAAGGUGUUCGCUAGGCUCGAAGUGGAGCCCUCAGGACGACGACUACUAGACGGUCUAUCCCUUGGGUCUCGGCGACUUCGACGCGGGACUCUGGCCAAGGCAAUCGACGAUGCCGCAGCUGCUGCUGUGCGACGUAGCGCGGCCGGCGAACAAGCACAAGCCGACGCCGGCCGUGGCGCGAAGAUUUCCACCACGCACGGGGGGGGUGAAAGCGGCGAAAGCGUAAGCGGCAGAAGCAGCAGUGGUGGGAAGGGAGGAGCCCGGCUGACGUCUCCGGCGGUGGAAGAGUGGGUGCGGGGCGCCGGCAACGGUGGUCCCUUUUAAUGGAAGAGGACGCUGAUCGAGGCGCUUUUCUGUCACGAGCACUCUCCUACUAUGAAGUAAUACUCCUGAAAACUAUUGAUAGUUGCCUUGCUACGUGCCUGUUGUGUACUUCUAGAGUUUUCCUUCGGCCGAACUACUGUCUCUGAGCAGGCUUGUGCCAGGACGACACACCCUAAUGUGUUCCUUCGAAUUCGGGGGCGGCCGUCGGAUUUAUUGGUUGUUGGUGCUGUAGUGAGCGGCGCUCGCCCCUGUGUCGUAAAGCUCGCGUGAAGCGAGAUUCGGAAGGAAAGACGCCCUGCAAGGAAGCGGAGAUGUGGACGUGGCGUAUUUUUCGAAGAGAGGUGAUUUGUCAGAACCGGUAUGCAGCGACGAUGAUGCAUGGGCACCGGAGUUAUGAAUGCAAGUACAAGGAAUCGCGCCAGGAAGGGCAAGCGUCCGGAACGUUUCUGAGUGCAGUAAUGUAUAUAUACAGCUAGGCGAAUGGUAUAUAAUUGUAAAACAAGCAAAUAAUUAAGUGUACGAGAGUCGAUCGAGCUGGACAAGGCACCAAUCUACGAACCUUAAGGUUAUGGUAUUUGACAAUUCAGCCGGGGUCACAUAGGAGAAAGGUCGCACAGGAGCU
Molecule: messenger RNA, 4993 nt
Organism: Ectocarpus sp. CCAP 1310/34
Lineage: Eukaryota; Phaeophyceae; Ectocarpales; Ectocarpaceae
Source: the annotation of a GenBank genome assembly